Phalaenopsis equestris is the source of this 1495-nucleotide messenger RNA. RefSeq lists its product as uncharacterized. The coding region runs from base 61 to 1149 and encodes 362 amino acids. The record is from RefSeq and is a predicted model, not a curated record. Gene Ontology annotation, molecular function: metalloendopeptidase activity. Gene Ontology annotation, biological process: CAAX-box protein processing. The transcript is spliced from 9 exons. Lineage: Eukaryota; Viridiplantae; Streptophyta; Magnoliopsida; Asparagales; Orchidaceae. Gene Ontology annotation, cellular component: membrane.
AGAAACCUCCAUUAAUAUAGCAAUUUCCGCAGCGCUCAGCUUUCCCUCUUCGGUGAGCGGAUGGAGCUAAGCUGCAUCACUUCUUCGUGCUCUCCGUCCCUCCUAUCCGGCGGCGGAAUAUCCGCUAAACGAGGAGACAAAAAAUGGAUUAGAACUCUGCGGGUGCGGUCGGCGGCGGAGAGGAUUGAUGACGGCAGCGUUUCGAGUCGAGGCCGAGGUGUCAUCACUGGUGCGGGUCCCGCAAUGGAGAUCUCAUCUCCGCCUUCCUCCUCCUCUGCCAACGUCGGCCAGGAGGCCGAGUUCCCCGUCUGGGAUAAACUCGGGGCGGUAGUCCGGCUGAGUUACGGAAUCGGGAUAUAUGGAGCUAUGGCGAUAGCGGGCAGGUGGAUAUGUUCGGUUGCGGGAAUAGAUGAGACGGGAGGAUUCCAUCCGUCGCUUGAAGCUGUAAUCGACGGUCUGGGAUACGCGUCUCCGCCCGUUAUGGCUCUCCUGUUUAUACUUGAUGAUGAGGUGGUGAAGUACUCGCCUCAUGCGCGAGCCAUUAGAGAUGUGGAGGAUGAGGAGCUGCGGAGCUUUUUCUACGGGAUGUCUCCUUGGCAGUUCAUGUUAAUUGUUUUGGCGAGCUCCAUUGGUGAGGAGCUGUUCUAUCGGGUUGCUGUUCAGGGCGGACUAUCAGACAUCUUUAUGAGAAGCACUGAAAUUCUAAAAGAUGCGCGUGGAAUCGCGUCUCUGACUGGCGUGCUGCCUCCUUUGGUUCCAUUUGCGCAAGCAUUUGCUGCUGCAAUCACAGCGGCCCUUACCGGAUCCUUAUAUUAUGUUGCAGCUGGCCCAAAAGAUCCUACGUAUGUGGUGGCACCAGUGUUGCAGUCCAGAUGUGGCCAGAAUGAUCUUAAGAAGCUCUUUGCAGCUUGGUAUGAGAGAAGGCAGAUGAAGAAGAUAUAUUCUCCGCUUCUAGAAGGAUUAUUAGCACUGUACCUUGGUUUUGAGUGGAUUCAGACUGGUAAUAUUCUUGCUCCCAUGAUCACUCAUGGUAUCUACUCUACCGUGGUGCUGGGAAAUGGACUUUGGAAAAUUCAUUACCACCAGCAACGGCUGCGCCAUAGAAUUCAGCAAAUUAGGGUGGAAGGCGGUAACUCUCAUAAAUUAUAGAAAAGGAUGAUUUUUCUUCUUGGCGCAAGGAGUAAAUCAAAGACAAAUCACACGCAUGAGAGGACUUGGCUGUAUAAAUUCGAAGUACGCAUCAUUUUACAGUACACCAGGAGCUACCAGAUAUUCAGAUGGAACAGCCUAGGCUACCUAUAUAAUCAAUAGCCUGUAUAUCAUAAUGUAAAGUGCUAAUAAAUGGGAAUCUUCUACACCAGACCUAAAAUUUUCCUGAUGUUAAGCGGAAAAAAAAAAAAAAAAACUUUUGAGUUGUGAGGGUGAGGGUUGGAAGAUUUCCUAAACAUGAAGUAAAAAUAUUUGCAAAUUAUUGAUGUGAUCUUAACAUCCCAAA